Magnolia sinica is the source of this 2943-nucleotide messenger RNA. Its product is annotated as disease resistance protein RPP8-like. Gene Ontology annotation, molecular function: ADP binding. The transcript is spliced from 2 exons. NCBI's taxonomy places the organism in Eukaryota, Viridiplantae, Streptophyta, Magnoliopsida, Magnoliales, Magnoliaceae. Gene Ontology annotation, biological process: defense response to other organism. The coding region runs from base 217 to 2943 and encodes 908 amino acids. The record is from RefSeq and is a predicted model, not a curated record.
CUUUCUUUAUUUAUAUCUAUUACCCUCUCUUUCUAUCUUGUAUCUUUUCUUCAUUUUCGUAUUCCAUUUCUUCCUUCUUUCCGAAUACUCGAAAUCGACCCUUCUCCUUGGGUUGUUUGCUGGCCGGACUUCCAGUAUUUCUUCUUUGGAUUUGAAGUCUUCUGCCCCUCAGAGAAGGGAGAGACUUUCCUUGUUGAAGAAGGCUAUUUUUUGAACAUGGAAGCUUCUGAAGGAAGGGAGACAGAGAGAAUGGCUAAGAGUGCUGUUCAAUCCGCCGCAGAAACUCUGACCUAUUUUCUAAGGCAGAAAGAUUUUUACCUUCCCCAUGUAGAUAGGUGUGUUAUGCCACUUCGAAACGAACUCAAAGCCUUACUCCAAGACGUGGAUGGGAUGCGCGGGUAUAAUGAAAGUGUUCAGCUAAUAGAAGUAGCAAACAACAUCAAGAACGUCAUCGACUUCUUCAUCUUUAAAAUUGCAGAGCAACGAGGAGAGACGAGUGCUGGAUUGAUGAGUUACCAAUCCACUUUUAAUAGUGGCAUCAAAGACAAACCAGCCAUUGAGGAUCUUGGAAAGAAGAUCUUCGACUUAAAAAGAAGGCUCGACGAGAUCUUGUCCAACAGAUCACAGUACGGCAUCCACAAUGUACAGGCACGUGGAGAAGCUUCGACUUCUUCAAAUCAAAGCCAGAUACAGAGGGAGAAGAGGGCUCCUAUUGUCGAGGAAACCGAAGUGGUCGGCUUUGAAGACGAGACAAGGACGCUGGUGGGGAGGCUGAUUGCAGAAGAUAGGCGGCGUGUUGUCAUUUCCAUCACUGGAACGGGAGGAGUAGGAAAGUCUACUCUUGCAAUGAAAGUUUACCACCAUGUACGGAAGAGUUUCGAUAUUCAUUUUUGGGUCAAUGCGCCUCAAGAAUAUCUAGUGCGAGAUAUUCUUUUCGCAUGUAUCGUUUCAGUCAAUCCAUUCUUCUCACGACGCUCAAUGGAGAGGAUGAGUGAGGAAGACUUGCGGAGAAAACUUUCUGGCUACUUGGAACGGAUGCGGUAUCUGGUGGUAAUUGAUGGUAUAUGGUCCAGAGAAGCUUGGGAUGGCUUGGUUACUGCAUUUCCAGAUUGGGAAAACGGCAGCAGAGUGCUGCUCACGACUCGUAAUGAAGAAGUAGCAAAGUAUGCAGAUACACAGAGCACACCUCAUAAAUUACAUAUUCUCAAUGAAAAUGAGAGCUGGACAUUGUUUUGCAAGAAAGCACUACUGGAAAAUCCUUCUCCUGCAUGCCUUCCAAAUCUGGUGGAGUUGGGGAGAAGGAUGGUUGCGAAAUGCGGAGGUUUACCUCUAGCAAUCACAGUCUUAGGAGGUGUCUUAUCAAGGAAAGAGAAGUCAGUGUAUGAGUGGGAGAAAGUGCUUAGAAGUGUGGAAUGGUGGCUACAUCAAAGUGAAGAAGAUGCAAUCUCGGGCAUAUUGGCCCUGAGCUACGAUGACUUGCCCUAUUACUUGAAGCCCUGCUUUCUUUAUUUUGGAGCAUUUCCUGAAGACUCCGAAAUCUAUGUGGGCGAAUUGAUUCGGAUAUGGAUAGCGGAAGGAUUCGUGCAGGUAAGGGGAGAAAAAGAAAUGGAAGACGUUGCGGAGGAUUAUGUAGAAGAGCUCAUCAGUAGAAGCAUGAUUCAGGUGUCCGAAAGGAAAAGCAAUGGAAUGGCUAAAAAGUGUCGUAUUCAUGAUCAACUACGCGACCUUGCGAUUUCAAAAGCAGAGAGCGAAAGAUUCCUGUACGUGUACGGUAACAAAGCGCCUACGUCAUCCAUCAUGGCAGCCCGACUUGCAAUUACUGGUGGUGACAUCAGCAACUGCAUCUCUCUUAACAGCUCCACUCCACACCUCCGCUCUAUAUUGGACUUCAGCUACGAGAGUGACUUGACAGGGAAACUAGCCCUGAAUAUCCUGGGCGGAUCUUUCGAAUUUCUUAGGGUGUUGCAUCUCGAAAGCGGAAAACUCUUACGUCUCCCUGUCGAAAAUGGGGACCUAAUCCGCUUUAGGUACCUACGUCUUGAAAUGCGGGCGUCAGAAUUUCUACCAUCCACCAUAAUUCACCUGUCUAAUUUACAAACUCUUGAUAUACGGUAUUCAGGCAUGUCAGUUCUGCUACUAGAUGAUAUUACGCAGAUGGAACAGAUAAGGCACUUAAUGGUAGAGCAUGGUUGGUUCAGCAGCGGCAUGCAACUCCAUCACUUGAGCAAUCUCCAGACGCUUAAGACAGUAAGGGCGGGCAGCUGGAUAGAAGAUGGGUUGGAGAAACUGACCAAUUUGAGAGAUUUGGAAAUAGAUGAAAUACAAGGAGAUGUCCAUAUGGCAUUAUCUCGUUCCAUUAGUAAAUUGGUCCACCUCAGAUCAUUGUGCCUAAUGACAUGUGUUGGAUCUGACCAAUCGUGGAUUCCAGCUUUUGAGUCCUUCUCAAAACAUGAGCAUCUAUAUAAAAUGAAAUUGAAAGGACGCUUAGAGAAAUUACCAGAGUCGCAUGCAUUCCCGCCUAACCUCACUGAGCUUUGGUUGUAUGAUUCCAAAUUAGAACGAGACCCGAUGGUAACACUGGAGAAGCUGCCCAACCUUCGGAGUCUCUGUAUCGACGGCAGUUUUAUUGGAAGAGACCCUUACAUGGGAAAGGAAAUGGUUUGCUCUGCUGGAGGGUUUCCACUGCUCGACACUCUGAAUAUUGUUGGAUUAUAUGAAUUAGAGGAGUGGAGAGUGGAGGAAGGAGCUAUGCGGAAUCUUAGGUGUUUGAAGAUUUCAUUCUGUAAAAGAUUGAAGAUGCUUCCUGAUGGAUUGCGAUAUAUCAUCACCCUUCAAGAAUUGAAGUUGGAAUACAUGUCAGAAGAAUUGAAAGGAAGGGUAAGAAAGAACGAGGGUGAGGAUUGGUUUAAGAUCCGACACAUACCCUCUCUUUUCAUCCAAUAA